GCAGGGGCGGGCGUUUUGGGGCCUCUGGGGCCGCUGUGUCUGAUCAGAGGCUUGGGAAGCCUCGUGUGCGGUUGGGGUGACGAGAGCGGGAAGCCGGGAGAAUCGGGUCUGAGGUUCGGCAGCGGCGAGGGAUCGGGGUCGGGGGUGCGCGGGCUGGUCCCCCUCCCCGGGCGUUGCUCCGCCCACAGAGUCCGAUGGCGGCGGCCGCGCGGAGGGACCUGGCUCAGGUUUGUAUUGCUGCAGAUUUGCUUCCAGACCAUGCAGAGGGCCAUGUGACCUUUGAGGACGUGGCUGUCUACUUCUCUUGGGAGGAGUGGGGGCUCCUUGAUGAAGCCCAGAGACUCCUGUACCGUGAUGUGAUGCUGGAGAACUUUUCACUGAUGGCCUCUCUGGGACUUGCAUCUUCCAGGACCCAUGAAAUCACCCAGUUGGAGUGGUGGAGAGAACCCUCUUUGCCUCCCUGUGGAGUCGUGACUGCAGCCAUGCCAAGAGGUUGGCGGCGUAGAGCAGAGGUUAAGGAAGCACCUCAUGAGCAGAGUGUUUAUAUAGAAGGAGUGCUCAAAGCAAAAGUUCAACACCAGAAGCUGCACUGUGGAGAGAAACCUUUAAGAGAAGAGGGUGGGGAGGGUGGAAAGGACUUCCCAGUCAGUUCUGGUUUUCUCAACCAUCAGGUGACCCGUGGCGGAGGGGAGCCACAAAGGAACACCAAGAGUACGGAGGCGUUUCACCCUGGAAAAAGGCAUUACAAAUGCAGUGAAUGUGGGAAAGCCUUUGGUCAGAAAUACUUACUUGUACAGCACCAGAGACUACAUACUGGAGAAAAGCCUUACGAAUGCAGUGAAUGUGGGAAAUUAUUUAGCCAUAAAUCAAACCUUUUUAUACAUCAAAUAGUUCACACUGGAGAAAGGCCUUAUGGGUGUAGUGAAUGUGGAAAAUCCUUUAGCCGCAAUGCUGAUCUCAUUCAACACCAGAGAGUUCACACUGGAGAAAAGCCUUUUACAUGCAGUGAAUGUGGAAAAGCCUUCAGGCAUAAUUCCACACUUGUUCAGCAUCAUAGGAUCCACACUGGAGUGAGGCCUUAUGAGUGCAGUGAAUGUGGGAAAUUCUUUAGCUUUAACUCAAGCCUCAUGAAACAUCAGAGAGUUCACACUGGAGAAAGACCUUAUAAGUGCAGUGAAUGUGGGAAAUUCUAUAGCCACAAGUCAAGCCUUAUUAAUCAUUGGAGGGUUCACACUGGAGAAAGGCCUUAUGAGUGCAGGGAAUGUGGGAAGUUUUUUAGCCAAAGCUCUAGCCUCAUGCAACAUCGGAAAGUUCACACUGGAGAAAAGCCUUUUAAGUGCAAUGAAUGUGGAAGAUUCUUUAGUGAGAAUUCCAGCCUCGUUAAACAUCAGAGGGUUCAUACUGGAGCAAGACCUUAUGAGUGCAGGGAAUGUGGGAAAUUUUUUCGCCACAGCUCCAGCCUUGUUAAACAUCGGAGGAUUCACACUGGAGAAAUGCCUUAUGAGUGCAGCAAUUGUGGGAAAUCAUUUAGCCAGCGUUUCAACCUCAUUCAACACCAGAAAGUUCACAGUGGAGAAAAGUCUUGAAUGCAGCUGAUGUGGACAAGCCUUUAACCAGAGGUCUGCUCUGAUUCAGCAACAGAAACUUCACAAUCCAGAUAGGCCUAAUGAAUACAGUAAAUGUGAAGAAAGGCUUCAGCCAAAAGCUUAAACUUGUUGAGCACCAGAAUGUUCAGACUGGAGAGAGGCCUUAGGAGUGCAGUAUACAUGCAGUUUCCUGGUCAACCUAACUUAAAACAGAGAGGAGCUCUGAAAGUAGCAUUUAUGAGGAAGCCAGCAACUGAACAUCAUUCAUCCAAAUAUCCUGACAUACUGCCUCCUGAGAAAAUAAGCUUCUGCCUGGGAGCUCCAGGGAGAGGGAGUCCUGUGUUCUUGGAUGUAUGUCUGUAGUGGAGAUUCCACCUCUAUCAUUGGAGUGGGGAGAGAGGGAAUGGUCUUAGUUCAGAUAUGACUGGCUCUUGCUGCUCUUACUGAAUAUUAGACGUUCUUAAGUGUUUCCUCAUUUGCUGUAUACCGUAGGACCAUUUCCAGAGACUUUAACUUGUGUUUUUAUAAUAUUCCCCAGUUUUAAUGGGAAGCAGGCCUGCAGAGCUCACACUGUCAUGCAGGAAGUUGAUCUAAAUAUUUAACUUUAUUAAGAACUUGCCAACUUGUGUUCUAGAUGGUUAUGCCAUUUCAUAUUUCCUCCUAUAUUAGAUUUCCAGUUUCUUCACAUCAUUGCUUAUCCUUGUAUGUAAGACACGAGCCAUUCACUUCAGCCAUUCUAGUAGGUGUGUGGUUUUAACCUGUCUCUCUAAUGACUCAGUGUUGAGCAUUAGUCUUUGUGUUAAUCUGCCACCCAUACAUCUUCUUUAGUGAAUUAUCUUUUCAUGUUUUUUGCCUACUUUUAGAAAAAUUGGUUGGUUUCUUAUUGUUUUGUGAUUUCAUAUAUUCUACAUAGAAGUUCCUUAUUUGAUAUAUGUUUUACCAGUGUUUUCUCACAGUCUAUGCCUUUGAUUUCUGUUUCUUUCUUUUUUUAAUUUUCAUUUCUUAACAGUCUCUUUCCUAGGGCAGAAUUUAUUAAUUUUCAUGAAGUUCAAUUUAUUUAUUUUUAGAGAUUUCAUGUUUGGUAUUAUAUUCUUUUUCUUUUAUGGUACUAUAUCUUUGCUUGUAAAUAAAAGCCUUAUCGGAGUAUGGUGGAGUCUUAUGAGUCCUUACCCAAGCUUAUGAAAUCUUUGUGGAUUUAAGUGUAUAUAAAAAUUUUCAAUGUAUGUAGAAAUAUUUACCUAUGUACAUAUCCCCUAACUCUUCUGAUGAAUGCUCAGGUCAUGAUCUCAGGGUCAUGAGAUCGAGCCCGCAUUGGAGCCUGCUUAAGAUUCUUUCUCUCCUCUCCCUCUGCCCCCGCCCCCGCUAAAUAAAUAAAUAAAUAAUAAAAUAACCUAAAAAAAAAUCGGCAUUCCAAUAGGCAUGAGCAUAUUUAAUGCCCAGUUAUUGGUACAGUUUUUCAGUAAAAAAAGAACCAGAACUCCUUAGAGGCUAUUUCCAGGUUGGUGCAGGAAGGUACAUGAGCCUAGAAAAUAUUCUUGGAUCAGUUAAGAAAUGCUCACAGAAUGAUGUCGACAUAUUAGAUUUCUAGUGCUGUCCUAACAAAUUACCACAAACCUAUGGCUUAAACAACACAUUAUAUUAUAGUACUGUAGAUCAGAAGUCCUACACAGGACAGGUCUCAAUAAGUUAAAAUCAAGGUGUUCGCAGGGAUGUGUUCUUUUCUGGAGUCUCUAGGACAAAUUCUGUUUUCUACUCAUUUGAGUUAUUGGACAAUUUCAGUUCCUUGUGGUUGUACGACUUAUGUUUGUGUUUUCUCUGUGGCUCUCAGCUUAGGGUUGACCCCGAACAUAUAGGAACUUUUACAGCAUAUUUAAAGCUAAAACAGUACCAAUUGUAUACAAAGUCUUACAAAACAAAGGUCGGGGCACCUGGGUGGCUCAGUCGGUUAAGUGUCUGCCUUCCGUUCAGGUCAUGAUCUUCAUGAUCCCAGGGUCCUCGGA
Messenger RNA from Zalophus californianus (California sea lion), 3586 nucleotides. RefSeq names its product zinc finger protein 773-like. Gene Ontology annotation, molecular function: RNA polymerase II cis-regulatory region sequence-specific DNA binding; DNA-binding transcription factor activity. The record is from RefSeq and is a predicted model, not a curated record. The coding region runs from base 195 to 1586 and encodes 463 amino acids. Gene Ontology annotation, biological process: regulation of transcription by RNA polymerase II. The transcript is spliced from 5 exons. NCBI's taxonomy places the organism in Eukaryota, Metazoa, Chordata, Mammalia, Carnivora, Otariidae.